Messenger RNA from Vicia faba (fava bean), 1056 nucleotides. NCBI's taxonomy places the organism in Eukaryota, Viridiplantae, Streptophyta, Magnoliopsida, Fabales, Fabaceae. The record is from the annotation of a GenBank genome assembly.
AUGUACGGUUUCGAAGCUCUCACCUUCAACAUCCACGGCGGUUACCUUGAGGCAAUCGUCCGCGGUCACCGCUCCGGUCUACUCACCACCUCCGAUUACAACAAUCUCUGCCAAUGCGAAACGCUUGAUGAUAUCAAGAUGCAUCUCUCCGCUACCGAGUACGGUCCUUAUCUCCAAAACGAACCUUCUCCGUUGCAUACUACAACAAUUGUGGAGAAAUGUACUCUUAAGCUGGUUGAUGAUUACAAGCACAUGCUAUGCCAAGCUACAGAGCCCUUGUCGACCUUUUUAGAAUAUAUCACAUAUGGUCACAUGAUAGACAAUGUUGUUUUGAUUGUUACUGGCACCUUGCAUGAGAGAGAUGUACAGGAACUUCUAGAAAAAUGCCAUCCACUGGGCAUGUUUGACAGUAUUGCCACUCUGGCAGUUGCUCAGAAUAUGCGGGAGCUUUACAGGUUGGUUCUCGUUGACACUCCUCUGGCUCCCUACUUCUCUGAGUGCAUUACAUCAGAGGACUUGGAUGACAUGAACAUUGAAAUAAUGAGGAACACUCUUUACAAGGCAUACCUUGAAGAUUUUUACAGAUUCUGUCAGAAACUUGGUGGUGCUACUGCUGAGAUAAUGUCUGACCUUCUUGCUUUUGAGGCUGAUAGAAGGGCUGUGAAUAUUACCAUUAACAGCAUUGGUACUGAGCUUACCAGAGAUGACCGUCGGAAACUGUACUCUAACUUCGGUUUGUUCUACCCAUAUGGUCAUGAGGAACUCGCCGUCUGUGAGGAUAUUGACCAGGUUCGUGCUGUUAUGGAAAAAUACCCUCCUUAUCAAUCUAUUUUUGCCAAGCUGUCAUAUGGAGAGAGCCAGAUGCUUGACAAAGCAUUCUACGAGGAAGAGGUCAAGAGGCAUUGCUUAGCAUUUGAGCAACAGUUUCACUAUGCUGUGUUCUUCGCAUAUAUGAGGUUAAGGGAGCAGGAGAUCAGGAAUCUUAUGUGGAUUUCAGAAUGUGUGGCUCAGAAUCAAAAGUCCAGAGUUCAUGACAGUGUUGUCUUCAUAUUUUAG